AUGUCUCUCUUUGGUCUCGGAGGUGGCUCUGCCCCAGCAAACACUAGCGCCGUCAGCUCGGCCCAGAUCGAGGCUGCCACCGCCGAACUCGAGAUGGUCACCGAUGUUUUCAACCGCCUCGUCUCGUCUUGCCACGCCAAGUGCAUCUCGACAAGAUACGCCGAGCCCGACCUGAACAAGGGCGAGAGCAUCUGCAUCGACAGAUGCGUAAGCAAGUUCUUCGCCGUCAACGGAAAGGUCAACGAGCUCAUGCAGUCGAUGGGCCAGGCCGCACAGGGCGGCGCCCCAGGAGGAUCUGGAUCGUUCUUCGGUUAA
Kalmanozyma brasiliensis GHG001 is the source of this 315-nucleotide messenger RNA. Its product is annotated as Tim10/DDP family zinc finger. The transcript is spliced from 2 exons. Gene Ontology annotation, biological process: protein insertion into mitochondrial inner membrane. Bases 1 to 315 code for a protein of 104 amino acids. Lineage: Eukaryota; Fungi; Basidiomycota; Ustilaginomycetes; Ustilaginales. Gene Ontology annotation, cellular component: mitochondrial inner membrane. The record is from RefSeq and is a predicted model, not a curated record.